AUGUACAUAGAGUGCAACAACGCAUUUGAUAGUUGCUCCAUCUCUGUCAACAUUGACCUGUGCUCCACUCUGACUCCAUCGUCCUCGGGAGUCGUGACUACCUCCUCCGAAUCAAGUUCGCCAUCCUCUGGAGUAGUGUCCGUUACCACAUCUACAUCCCAAACUACAUCUUCAAUCCACACUGUAUCCUCCUCUGGCCAGACCACCUCAUCCUCAUUAUCAUCAUCCUCUUCAUCGUCCUCAACUGGACCAUCCCACCCCACGACCGUCAAUGUCUGUGGAUACUGUGAUCAGACCUGUACUGGUGCCAGCCAAUGCCGAUCGUACCAAACUGGCCAAUGUGUGGAGUUCAGUCGUAUCUGUGGCAAUGGUGCCGGUGAUGUACUUGGCUAUGGAAUACUGGAGUACCAACCAUUAUCCGACACACCCUACUCCAUUACAAUGUAUCCUGACUCUACAUGCCAGUCUGGUACCUACCAAUACGCCAACUCAACAUGUGGCACAUGUCUCGGUUCCAAUGUCAACGCAUUCGUCAAAUGUAACACUGCCUCAACUCAAUCUAUCUUCACCGGAUUGAUUGUCUCUUCAUUGUUCCUUGUACUUCUUGCUGUGUUGUAA
Molecule: messenger RNA, 618 nt
Organism: Acytostelium subglobosum LB1
Lineage: Eukaryota; Evosea; Eumycetozoa; Acytosteliales; Acytosteliaceae
Exons: 1
Coding region: 1-618 (205 amino acids)
Source: RefSeq, a predicted model, not a curated record